CCGCAAUCGCAAUCGCAACCGCAAUCGCAAUCGCAAUCGUCUCUCUGCGAAUCUCGGCAGGUUCGACAGCAGGACACCCGCCACACACCACCACCGCACCAGCAGGUCGGAGCAGAGCCCGGCGCGUUCCAACACUAGACCAGACUCCCACACUCGCACCCAGGAGAGGAAAAGAACCAAUCGUACAAAGACCCCGCGGUGCAAACGGACUCCACGGGCCAUUUCAGCGCACCAGCAACGACAACCAAAACCAAAACCACAACGCCAACGCCAACGGCCAUCGAAUCGAAUCCCGACCAUGUCCGCCAGCGACGAAUCGGUCUCGCAGUUCAUGGCCUUCACGGGGAGCGGGGACGCCGAGCGGGCCCAGAUGUACCUGGAGAUGAGCGGCGGAGACCUCGAGACCGCCGUGGGCCUCUUCCUCGAGCACGGCGGGGGGGGAGGAAGCGGGGGGGCGUCCCCGGGUGCCCCCCCCCUUGGAAGCACCGGAGGCCUCGGCGGAAGCGGGGACGUCCGGGCCCCCGACGCGACCCAGACGAUGCGGCUGAUGGACGACGGGCCGGGGGGCGGGAUGCCGAUGGGCCUGAUGGGGGGCCAUCCCUACGCCCGCAUGGGCAUGGGCAUGGGCUUGGGCCCGCAGCGGUUUGCCACCACCUCGGCCUUUGCCCGCGACGCGGUCAACUCGGCCGCGGGCGCGGACCCCGACGAUUCCAUGCGUUCCGGCGGCCGGGGCGGGGAGACCGGAAGCGGCAACGCCGAGGAGGAGGACGAGGACGACGACAGCUACGCCGGUUCCGGCAGCCACGCCGACGGGGACGACCCGAUGGGCUCCGAGCGGUCCUCUUCCGGCGGCGGCGGCGGCCUGGCCGACCUCUUUUCCCCCCCCGUCCACCUCAUCUGCAACGCGGGAGGCUUCGAGGGGGCCCGGGCCAGCGCCAGGGACAGCAAGCGCUGGCUGCUGGUCAACCUCCAGCGGGACAGCGAGUUCUCCUGCCACGCGCUCAACCGGGACGUCUGGAGGGACGAGCUCGUCGAGAACCUGAUCGGGGACGGCUUUGUCUUUUGGCAGGAGGUGCGUGUGUGCGAUGUUGUGUAUAAUGUUGCGGUGUGGUGUGGUGUGGUGUGGUGUGGUGUGUUGUUUGCGUUUGUGUUUGCAUUUCCAUUUGAAUAUGCGAAACGUGUGGUAUUUUUUUGACUUGGCCGGCUCCGAGCUUGCGAAGAGCCGACAACACCCUCCUGACCCUUCUUUUUGGGCUUGAUCUUGCACGGUUUCGCACGACACCGCACCAACAGUUUGACACGACCCCAGAGGGCAGCCAGUACGCCGACCGGUACAAGGUCUACGACUACCCACACAUCGGGAUCAUCGACCCCCGCACGAGGCGGCUCAUGUGGAAAAAAGAGGGAUGGACCCAGGUCAACCCGCUCACCGCCGAGCGGUUCGCGGAGUACGCCAUGGACUUUUGCUCCCGCCACUCGCUGGACCGGCCCCCCCAGGCCAUCCGCCCGCCGGGGGCGGCCUCCAGGGCCGCCAAGAGGCCCAUGCACGAAAUGUCCGAGGACGAGCAGCUCCAGGCGGCGAUGCGGGCGAGCCUGCAGGACAGCACCGGGGGCGGCAGCGACGACGACGACGACGACGUGGUCAUCGUAGACUCGUCCGGCCAGCAGCUGGACGACGACUCGAAACCGAGGGCGGUCGAGCCGUCCGCCGCGGCGGCGGCACCACCACCGGCCGCACCCCCGUCCAUGCUGGAGGAGCUGGUUCCCUUUGACGUCGGACCGGAACCCGAAAAGGGUGCGAGGAUCCAGUUCCGCAUGCCCGACGGAAAACGAAAGAUCCGGAGGUUCGACCCUUCCCAGAGCGUGAAACACGUCUACGCGUUUGUUGCGGUACGUUGCGUCGCAUUUUGUUUUGUUUUGUUUCGUGGGAUCGGAUCGGAUCGGAGUGUUUUGAACCUCCGUGCCGUCGGAACGCCGCUCUUGGACUCAUGCCAUUGGCAUUGUUGUUCUUCUUUCGAAAUUCACCGAAACCUUUUCAAUGCUCAGCAAUCGAAUCCGGAGGGCAGGGACGGAAAAGAAUUCACGCUGCAGGCCGGAUUUCCUCCCAAGGACCUGAUUGGCGACAUCGACAGCUCGAUCGAGGCCUGUUCGCUGGCAGGAGAAGCCAUUACGGUGCGAUGGAAAUAAGAAGAAUGAAAACAAAUCGAAACGAAACGAAACGUAGCGGAGGAUCCGUGUGUGUCGAUCGAUCGAAGAGCGAUGACCGGAACCUUGUAACAAAGCACAGGCCUUUGCUUUGGCGUGGUGUGUAUGGGCGACGCAAGCGAUGCGAUACCAACCAGCGCACUCUCUCAACGCGGAAGAGGAGAUGGGAAGUGUUUCCUGUGGUUGGUUCAAAUGAGGUUUCGGUGUUUCUUCUGGGCCCGGACUACUUGCUUAUUAUAAAUCUCAUAGCUCGUGUUCGAUGCGUUACGUUGCACUACUAGUAGACAAUCGAUUCUCUAGAAGUGAUGUGGAUCGAUGAGUUCUUUCGAACAAAGAUAGUUUCUAUGUGUGUGUAGCUUAUCUAGAGCGUUCCGUCCGAACGAUAACGUUCAGUUUCCAACGGCAACCGCUUGCCGGUUUUGUCUUUUUCCUUCCGUUUUUGUUUGGGCCCUUUUAAUGGUGCCCACCGUGUUCGAUCUUUGCGGAUUUGGGUUUCAUGCCCUCCAGUACCGAAUCCACUACCAGGUAGGCGCCAAAGAUAAAGACGGCGUUUCGGAAUCCGGGAAAGGGGGAGGCCCACAGUCUCUGAAACAGGUGGUGGUUGCGCCAGGCGUCUUGUCCCUUGAAAAUCAUUGUGGCUGGUCUCUUUGGUUUUGUUUGGAAUGGAAUGAAAUGGUAUUUUGUGU
This is a messenger RNA of Pseudo-nitzschia multistriata, 2891 nucleotides long. The record is from the annotation of a GenBank genome assembly. Lineage: Eukaryota; Bacillariophyta; Bacillariophyceae; Bacillariales; Bacillariaceae.